UACCGAGCAUCAGGCAGAGAAGUGCGAUCUCCAUCUUGUGUCGCUUUGUCUUCCUCUUUGUCAAGUUUCACAGAGUUGUUAACCACAUCCUGACAAACACAGGAAAUCAAGAAGGUAAACCACUUUGAAUUGCCUGGUGUCUGAUGAGCUCCAUAAAAAUCUGUCCUUGCCUUAGUUUGCCUUCUACUGGUGAGAUGGAAGAACAGCAGCCGCCUGCUGUAGACGACCUUGACAGGACAGAACGACAGUCUGAUGUGAUUGGCUCACACGAACCAGUUAACGUUACAAUCGGUGAUGAUGCCGUUCUGUCAUGCCACCUAGAGCCUGAAUUUGAUUUGAAGACCCAAACGGUGGAGUGGAGACGUGAUCAAACUAUUGUGCACGUCUAUCGAAAUAAUGAUGAUGAUCCAGCUCUUCAGGACAAGCGCUUCAGAGGCAGAACUUCUCUCUUCCAAGAUGAGAUGACCAGAGGAAUCAUUUCACUGAAGCUGACCAACGUUACGGAACAGGAUGCAGGAGAAUACAUGUGCUUUGUUCCCAAUCUGAGAAGUCAGGUCAAGAAAGGCUACGUUACUCUCAUUGUUGCAAAGCCAGGGGAGAAAGGAAACAAAGAAAAUCAGAACGAUAAUCCCCAACCCCAACCAGCGAGUGAUGGUGCUAUAAUUGGCCUUGCAGCUUUCAUUGCUAUGGUUUUUAUCAUUGGAUUGAUUAUAUUCUGGUGCCUGUGUGGCAGAGCCAGUUCUAGAGAAACUUUACUAGGGGGAUCAUGGUUGGGCCGGUGUUUAAUCAGAGGGGCACAUUAAAAAAAUGGAAACAAAUGAUAUCUAAACAUUAAAUACUGUAAUUUUGCUUUACAUUAACAUCAUACAGAAGUUUAUUUGAGUGCAUCGAUUGAAACAAUGAGGUAGGGCCAUCAAACAUUAGAAAUUAAAUACAGCAGGACAAUGCUGCAAAAGUUGGGCAUGGACCCCCUCAUAACUGUCUGGCCUGAAGCUCCGUCUCCUGUCCCCAUCAGAGUGGUUGGGAAUAUGUCCAACUUGGGCUGCACUGCUACAUCGUUCUUGGACUUGCUGAUAUCUGUGGAAAGAUGCACAGUAAACAUUGGGCACAACUAUAAACAACAUAUAUUUACUGUUGUAUGCAUUUAUUUUAAAAUGUAGGCCAAGUAUUUGUUCAUUUUUUUAACAUAAGAAUCGUAUAUCAAUGUUGCAAAAAAGAAUUUUUGGCAGAAAGUAUCAUUUUAUGGACACAGUGUACUAUGAACUGUAAUGACACUGCAAAUGGCCCGAACAGGAACACCUGUUCUACAUCACAAACCUGAUGG
Messenger RNA from Acanthopagrus latus (yellowfin seabream), 1324 nucleotides. RefSeq names its product butyrophilin-like protein 8. The transcript has 7 exons. NCBI's taxonomy places the organism in Eukaryota, Metazoa, Chordata, Actinopteri, Spariformes, Sparidae. The coding region runs from base 144 to 803 and encodes 219 amino acids. The record is from RefSeq and is a predicted model, not a curated record.